Messenger RNA from Coregonus sp. 'balchen', 1634 nucleotides. The record is from the annotation of a GenBank genome assembly. NCBI's taxonomy places the organism in Eukaryota, Metazoa, Chordata, Actinopteri, Salmoniformes, Salmonidae.
GACCUGUGGAGCUAUGACUUCUACAGCGGAGAGUUUGUGGUGUCCCCAGAGCCAGACACCUGUGUUCUGACCCUUGACCCCCAUAAACACCGUUACAUCAUCCUGGGCAGUGACGGGCUGUGGAACAUGGUGCCCCCCCAGGACGCCGUCUCCAUGUGCCAGGAUAACGAUGAGGCCAUGGUGAGUUGUGGUGCUACGUCCUGUUCACCAGGGUAAAACAUUUUUGCAAUGAGAAACAAAACAAAUCUGUUUCUUAUUGGUUUAGGGUAGCACCUCCCUUUAGGUAGGACCUCCGUAAUUAUUUGAAUACCAACAUGAUGAUACAUUAAAAAACCACACAACUACUGUAAACAACCUUAGGCGUCGUGCGGGGUGUCCAGCGCUCGCCAGCUGGUGAGCCACGCCCUCCUGAGGUGGCGCCAGAGGAUGCUGCGUGCGGACAACACGUCGGCCAUCGUGAUCGCCCUGCAGGAGCCCGGCGUCCCCCAGGAGCCCCUCCACCAUGAGGAGGUGCUGCUCAACCUGGCCGAGGGACAGCACUGUGGCCCCACAUCGGGCUCCCGCUCCAACACACCACUCAUCAAGGUACAGAGCAGAGGGACUCGUAAGACUGUGUCCCAAAUGGUUUCUAUUCCCUAUAUAGUGCACUGCUUUUGACCAGGGCCCUAUGGGAAAAUAGGGAGCAAUUUGGGACAAAGGCUAAAUCAUAAUACUACUUCAUUACUACGUUACUACUGUAUGAAAUGCUCUCUCUCUCCCCCCUCUCCCCUCUCUCUCUCCCACCCUCCCCCUCUCUCCCUCUCCCCUCUCCUCCCCCCCUCUCUCUCCCCCCUCUCUCUCCCCCCUCUCUCUCUCCCCCCCUCUCUCUCCCUCCCCUCUCUCCCUCUCCCUCUCUCUCUUCCCCCUCUCCCCCCUCUCUCUCCCCACCCUCUCUCCCGACGCUCUAUCUCCCCCCUCUCUCUGAGAACCUUCUGAUCUCUCUCUCCCCCCCCUCUCCUUCUCCCCUCUCGCUCUCUCCCUCCCUCUCGUCUCCCCCUCCCUCUCUCCCUCCACUCUACUCUCGCGCUCUCUCUCCUCCCAUCUCCCUCUCUCUCUCUCCCCCUCUCUCUCUUCUCUCUCUCUCUCUCGCUCUGUCUCUCUCUCUGUCUCUCUCUCUCUCUCGCUCUCCCUCUCUCCCUCUGUCGCUCCCCUCCCCACCUCCCCCCCACCUCUCUAGGUUCCAGACAUGGACAUGCCGUCUGCUGUGUGUGAGCUCCUCCCGACCCUGGAGCGGGGAAACGGCCUAUCAGGGAGCAGCCUGUACGCCCUGGCCCUAUCAGAUCCCUUCGGCCCGCCCCUCUCCGACUCGGACGACGACUCCCGCACCGGUUUUCCCUUGACGACAGACAGCCCCACCCCGGGGGAGGAGCUUAGCGAUGUCACUGCCAGGACACACGGCGGCCAAACGGACGCUGGAUGAGACGUCGGCCAACCCCGUCCCGUCCGCCAAGAGGACCCGGAGGAAGAAUGGCGCGAGAACGCUGGCAGGAGCAGCGGGGGCAAAAGGCAGUGGAGGAAAGGACCAGAAACAGACUCCGACUCCGCCCCCCACGCUACUCCAGCAGCAACGCGGCAAGGCCACCGUCUGUGUGUGC